Molecule: messenger RNA, 7049 nt
Organism: Oryzias latipes (Japanese medaka)
Lineage: Eukaryota; Metazoa; Chordata; Actinopteri; Beloniformes; Adrianichthyidae
Gene: bcor
Product: BCL6 corepressor
Biological process (GO): negative regulation of transcription by RNA polymerase II
Cellular component (GO): nucleus
Molecular function (GO): protein binding; transcription corepressor activity
Source: RefSeq, a predicted model, not a curated record
GCCUUCUGGGUAGAGUCUGCGCGAGUGGGAGUGGAGUGAGUCGCUCAGUCUCGGCGGCGUUCAUCCAUUCCGUGCGGCACUCCCCGUACAGCUCUGUGCGUCCUCGGUGCGAACCAAGUGCUCCGGCCGGACGGCGAUAUACUGGACGAAACAAAGCAGGACGAGACGCGAAGCCUGGCGGAGUAACCUUGAGCAGAAACCUGCGUCGACACACGGAUUCCCCUCCGUCAGGGGGAGAGCAUGGAGUGACGGCGAGCGGGAGGAAGGGGCUUUUUCCGAGGACGGCGUGCUCCGCUGAAACCCAACAUGGCGCUGCUGCGAGGUACAGCCGAGCUGAAUUAAUUUCUCCGCCGACUUCCCCACCUGUGCCGUCCUUUGUGGCUCCAGGCUCACGUUGCGCACUGACUUACAGGACCUCUACCGGCUGGAUUUCUGCCUUUUCGGGAUCUUUUUUUUUCGUAUUUCAUGGAAGUGACACUUUUAGCUCCCAAAACUUCCAAUUCAGGCUGACAGAUGAAAGUCGGACACCCGAAUUGGCUCCAAAGUGAGAUUUGUUUCAUUUCAAGGGGAUAACCAAACCUGUUAGACACUUUUACUUUUUUCCACCUCGCCCUCCACCCUUCUGCUUUUGGUCGUCUGUCUCCAUCAGACAGGACCGUAACCGGGCCAGUCUGCGCACGCACGCGCGGACGGACCGCUGUCCUCUUUAAUAACUUGCGCGGGAGGGAAUGAACAAGGCGUGAGUAGGAAACCACGAGUGGAGCUUUCAGCGGUCAACCAGGGCAACAUCUGUUCGUGAUGUCGAUGCUGAGGCACAAACUAACCUGGAACUAAGACAAGGAGCCCACAUCACAAAAAACAUGGUGGAUGCCAGGUUGACGCCCCUGGCCGCGAUGGGGUUGGACCGAAGCACACUGCUGCAUGACAGCCUUCGUCUCCACAGUGGGGUUGUGUACCCAAGCAUCAGAGCGCUGCCAACAGAGAAGAGUUUAGAGGCGGCUGGGCUUCCACUGACGUACAACAGGGACGGUCUUCCGGAGCUCCUUUACAAGCCUGAUGGCUCUUUGGACAGUUGCAAGGCUGCAAAUGGAUACUUGGGUCUCUACAAGGGCACUCAUCCAAGUCUUCACAAACCUGUGCUGGUUCCCAGACCCGGAGCUGAAGGUCUAGGCUUGGAACGCAGAGUUGGCCCUGGAGAAAAAACAUCAGAACUUGGAUUGGCUAGUGCAGGUGGAAGUUACCUCCGCAUGCCAUGGCUGACCCCCUACCCCGAAGCGAGCAUGUAUCCCUUCAUGGAUACAUCAAAGUAUGCAACUCUAAACAUGUACAAAGCCUCCUUACUCAGCCAACCCAAUCCCUAUCUUCCCCAGCACAUUCCCUACCCAACUCUGUGUGCUACCCAAGGGGCCAAUGUCACCUCGGCUACUUCUGCUGCAGAGAGACUUUUCUACAUGCCCCCUUAUCCUCCUGCCCCAAUCUCUUCUCCUUUGGUGGCUACACCCAUGAGGAUUCCUACCGUCUCAGUAGCCCCCUCGUCACUGGUGCACUGCCAAGACAAGACACUAGGUGUUGCUCCUCCUUAUGCACAGCAGCUUCAUCAACCAUCUUCUCAUCCGCAACACCAUCAACCUGCUUUAGACAGGGACCGAUCCCCAAACAGAAGCAGCAGACCAAGCAGACCUCCUUCUAGGAAAGCGUCUAGUAACAACAAUAACACCAGUAGUACCAGCACAAGUGGCACCAGUGUUGGGACUAAUAACAGUCUGCCUGCUGAUUCCUCUCAUUUGUCUUCUCGCCUCCCCCAGCCUCCUCCCACAUCUGCCCUGUUUGACAAAGCACUGGAUUUGCAAAGGCCAGUUGCCAGAAUUGGACAGCCACCCACCUGCUCAACCUCUUCAAUAUCUGUCUCAACCACAUCAGGGCAAUCCAUUCCUCAUCCUUUCUUAGUUACCAGCAUGGCAUCAGAACAGUCCCCUCCCGCCCGACCCAGCCCCCACAAAUCCAGGCAGAGAGACGGGGCCCAUGAGCACAGAAGUGUGGGGGUUGACAAAGGGCGCAGUAGGUCUCCUUCCAAAGUCAAUUUUGAGAGACCAGUUCACCAAACCCCAACAACCAAAGAAUCAGCAGAGAAACCCCUUGACUUGUCUGGAAGAAUACUGGAGUUCGGACUAUCUGCUAAUGACUUUCCAGUGAAGAUGGACUCUAAACCCAGCAGUGCUCGAUAUGGACAUCAAAAUAAUAGAGACCUGUUGAAGGAAAACAUUUCAGUUUCUUCUGCCUCACAUCCACACUCUGUGGUCAGCAGCACUUCUUCAAAGGUCUCAGAGAGACCUGAAAUGAUCAGCACUUUACGCUCCUCCUGGGUUGUUCCAAACCCAACUCCCUCCCACACUCAGCACACACCAGGCAUGCCACUCUCUCCUAGGCCAAGCGCAGACCUGGGUUCUACAAAAGCCAAAGGCUCCUCACCCUCGGUCGUCAAAAAUAAGGGUCUAGAGAGAGUUGUCAAUCAGCAACGAAGCUCGUCUUGUCCUAGGAUAGGAGAGCCCAAUCACAAUGUUCCCUCCUCUCAACACUCUGGAUCAUCAAGAGCCGUAUCCCCCAAAUCUAAUGGUGAGUGGAUCAAACAUAGUCCCAGUCAUGCAGAACACCACAGAGAAGGACCAGAAAAGCCCUCCCAGGCAACAAAUAGAGGGGAAUCCACUCCAGAUGUUUCAUCCUACAAGAGACCGUGCUUAGAGAACAGUCACCCCACUGGACACCUUUACCUUUCUCAAAAUGAUGCUUAUUUAAACCACAGUCUGGCUUAUGCCAGCAGAUAUCUGCAUUACCCCAUCCCAGAUGGCAUGGGAUUACAUUCUAUACCAAUUUCAGGAAAAGGCCCUGUUUACACUCACCCAGCCCUGCUUGGGAACAACAGCCUAUACCAAUCCCACCUGGCAGCAAAGCACCCUUUACCGUACCCCCCCAAUCUCCCGGGUGGUCCAGGCAGUGAAUACCUUGCUUAUAACUCACAGGAGAUGGCUCAUCCUUUGAUGCAGACUCACUCUGAAUGCAAGCUUCUAGAACGGACAAAUCACAAGUCUCGAGCACAGGAGAAGUCCCGUGGAGCUGUGGAAGAACCUGGAAGUGGUAGAGAUAAUGCUGAGAAAGAGACGAGAGACACCAACACAGUGAAGUCUGACAGGGAAGCUGGAGCACAAGGACAGGGUGGCAGUCAAAGCAAAAGCUUGUCCUCUGCUGGAGCAUCCAGAGAAACAAUAGUCUGUAUUGACCUUGUUCACUCAGACACAGAUGUUGAAUCUAUCCCUUCAGUUCACAAACAACCUUCUGCUGAGGCUAGCACCAAGACUAACCAAAAUGAAUGCCAUAGUAAUCAACAUCUGACAAAGACUGAAUAUAAGCCAAAAGAAAAUCCCCACCAUUUUCCAAUCCACUCUGGAUCAAACCCCAACCUCAAGUCCAACUUCAACAAUGGACAGCCAGACACACUUUUUGGAAAAGAAAAGUUUCCUCACGAGACGCCUUGUCCUGGGAUGACUUUAUCCCCAGCCUCUCCUGGGGAGGUUUCUCAAGAAGAAGAGAGCUCAGAGGAGCAGAGCCCAAGCCCUGAUCCUGGAGUUGAAGACCAGAGCACUUUGCGCUGUGCCCGCACCUCAGGGGAGCGCAGCUCUGGCAAGGACAAAGGAGACCGGACUAACCAAGCUUCUCAUUUUACUCUAAACUGUGUCGUGAAGGACUUGGACCAGGAGAAAGUCUGCAAAGAGACUGUAAAGGAGGAUAGUAUCGUUGAUCUAGUGGAAUCUCAAGGAGAAGCUGAUGACGAAGAAGAGGGCUGCCAGACUUCAUCAAAGAACUCUCAUAAGUCCAGUUUGGCCAAAAGAAUCGCAAAUUCCUCUGGCUACGUUGGCGACCGCUUCAAAUGUGUCACCACUGAGCUUUUUGCCGACUCCAGCAAGCUGAGCCGCGAACAAAGAGCUUUGCAAAUGGAAGUCAUAUCACGAGAGGGGAGUAAUAUAAGCCAACCUGCAGCUAACUGGGAGCGGGCCAUGAUGCGGUUCUCGGAGCUGGAGCUGAAGGAGAAGGAGAGCGGCGCUGGUGUCUGCGCGUAUGCCUCGGCAGCAGGACGGGAGCUGGCGGACGGCCAGUGCAGGGAGCGCGCGCUGGAGUCCUGCCAACACACCACCAGGCCGGCAGAGAGGGAGGGUGUCCGGCCGACCUACAACAACAGAGUUCCAGUUCUCCAGAGGUGUGGCGGCCAACGCGAAGCCCUACCUCCAAGUCCCAAAGAUGGGGCCCAGAACUGCAGCCUACAUGGAGCAAAGAGGCCACUGAGGGAAUCCGAGGAGGCCCCCGGCGGGACCCCCACCUCCACCUCAUCAAAGGGGCUCUGCGAUGAGAAGACCUGCGAUAGCUUUGGAGCAGCGAGAAAACGGCCACACAUCAAGGCGGAGCCGGAAGAGACUGACGAGGAGGAGCAGGCGUCCCACCCAGAGAAGAGGGCCAGGAUUUGCACGGAUGAGCAUGAGGAAGCGAGUCCCGACGACGAUGACGACGACGAGGAAGUGAGGAAGCUCAAGGUCUGCAUUGAGCUGAAGGGGCUGCGACUAAGCAAGCCUGCUGCGGGCGCCGCUUCCCCUGAUGGGCGCCAGAUCAAACAGGAGAGAGCGUGGCCCCAGCCCCAGCCCCCGCGGCUCCUGAACCAUGCCCAGAGCCAGCAGCGCAAGAUCAGGCCGGGUCAGGUCGAGGACAGGAGCGCGGCGCACAGAAGUGACAUCAACAGGAAAUGGGGCUGCGAGAAGCUACCUAAUGGAGUGGCUGCCUUGUCUCUUCCCAGCAGCCAGCUGAAGGACAGAGAGCACCCGCUGAACCCCUUCUCAGGUGGCCUCAAAGAGCCCAGGCGGGGCUCCCCCUCCCCGGCCCCUGAGCCCUGCAUCAUGGGAGGCACCCCUCCCCUCAAGCUCCGUCGUCAUAGCGAUACGGACAAACCCAAGGGCAAGCGGCCAUGCAAGACCAAACACACCAGCCACAGGGAGCGGGAGAAAAGGAAGGAGGUUGCGGCCUCUGGACCCGGUCCUCACCCUGCGGCCGAUCCCGCUGUAGCCGAGGAUGAAAAGCUGACUGAGCAGCGCAGCGCUCCGAGGAAGAGAGCCGCCUCUCCCAAUCAUUAUCCAUGCUCCCCAGUCAAGCCCUGCUCCCCCACCGCGCUAGCGCCGCCUGCCCUGCAGCCACAGGCGAACGGCAGAGCGCUGCCAGAGGUGGCGGAGCUGCACAAGGCCCCCCCUGUGGAGCCCUCCGCCUUUCGUCCGAUCCCGCCGGAGGCUCGGCGGCUGAUUGUGAACAAGAACGCCGGGGAAACUCUUCUGCAGAGAGCCGCACGCCUGGGCUACGAGGAGGUGGUCCUGUACUGCCUGGAGAACAAAAUCUGCGAGGUGAACCACAGAGACUACGCUGGCUACUGCGCUCUCCAUGAGGCGUGUGCCCGAGGCUGGCUCAACAUAGUCCAACACCUGCUGGAUUACGGCGCAGACAUCAACUGCAGCGCACAGGACGGCACCCGACCGAUCCACGAUGCUGUGGAGAACGACCACCUGGAUGUGGUGCGAGUCCUGCUGUCUUACGGAGCUGACCCCACGCUGGCCACCUACUCCGGGCGCGGUCUUCUCAAAAUGACCCACAGCGACAACAUGGAGAGAUUCCUCACAGAUUAUUUUGCUGACCUUCAGGGCCGCUCAGAUGACGACCCAGGGCUUUAUUGGGAAUUCUAUGGCAGCGCUGUGUGUGAGUCUAGAGAAGAGGGUGGCGUUUAUGACAUCCUGGCAGACCCUCCGGGCCCAGACGACGAAGAUGAGGAUGACAAAAGGGAGGUGUUCGAGUUUGAGUUCUCCGACCGACCUCUGCUGCCCUGCUAUAACAUCCAGGUGUCCCUCUCCCAGGGACCAAAAAACUGGUUGCUGCUGUCCGACGUGCUUCAGCGGCUGCGGAUGUCCGCUCGCACUUUCCGACAGGCCUUCCCCCACAUGGAGGUGGUGACCGUGGCCGAGGCGGAGUUUUACCGUCAAGCCUCCCUGUCGCAGCUCUUCUCCUGCCCAGAGGAGCUGGAGGGCUUUCACCCGGACAGCAAGGAGCUGCUGGAUCUGGUGGAGGACAGCGCUGAGCUGGCCGCCCUCCUGGGCUCAACACUGGAGUGUUUGGACGACCGCUGGGACCACCCAGGGGACAAACUCAAGGACAGACUCAAGGCAAUUGGCAAGCUGGGCUCCUCCUGACCCUUUGACCUACUGACCUCUGACCUUGUCCUCCACCGACUGAAGUUUGCUUUAGAACCACCCGCAGGUUACGACGACAUGCCUUAGCCCGGCCGAUCUUGGUCUUCAGGGUCGUGGGGUGGACUGACCUGCUGCCGGCGGAAGGGGCUGGUGAAACAUUUCUCUCCUUUAACUGAGGAACAACGCGUUUGUGACUCAAGAGACGUAACGAUGGUCUUAUUUUUCUAAAUUAAUAUAUGUAUAAAUAAAUAUUUACGCUAUAUAUAUAUAUAUAAAUAUAUAUAUAUAUCAAGAUAUUUUUUUCCACUCCCCUCCGAACAAUUUUAUACGGCAGCAGCCGUGUCGGGUGGAGAAUGUGAGUGCACAAAAGCCCAUGUGCAUGCGUGUAUCUGUACAGAAUAGUACUGAGGCUGUGCUGUUGAAUGUGGUAUUUGUGUUUAUAGGAAGCACAUGAUGUCUUUUUUUCUUUUCUUUUCUGUUUCCUCAGACUUCAGUGCUCGCUUGAGCCUCAGGGGCUACUUUGUUGAAUUUUUUUUUUCAGACUAACUUAACACGCAAAACUGCAAAAUUGUUUGUAAAAUAAUGUUUUAAGACAAUGUUGAUAUUCACCCUGCGGCACAGAGCUUGUACAUAACAGGGAAGCUACUGCAGUAAAGUACUUUUUGUGUGUGUUCAUUUUUGUUUUAACUUUGUAAUUAAAAUAUGUCAUAAUUUGUAUUUAUAUUUUACAAAGGACGUUGCUUUAAAAUAAAUAUACAAACUGCAAGACGAACCAAAUAA